Messenger RNA from Vicia villosa (hairy vetch), 651 nucleotides. Its product is annotated as secreted RxLR effector protein 161-like. The record is from RefSeq and is a predicted model, not a curated record. The transcript has a single exon. Lineage: Eukaryota; Viridiplantae; Streptophyta; Magnoliopsida; Fabales; Fabaceae. Bases 1 to 651 code for a protein of 216 amino acids.
AUGGAGGAAUGCAAAUCUGUUAGCACACCAAUGAAUCAUAAUGAGAAGUUUAGCAAGGAUGAUGGUGCUGAAAAAAUUGAUGAAGGAUAUUACAGAAGCUUGAUUGGAUGUCUAAUGUAUCUCACUACAACAAGGCCGAACAUUCUAUUUGCAGUAAGUCUCUUGUCUCGUUUUAUGCACUGUCCAAGUGAAAUUCAUUUGCAAGCAGCAAAAAGAAUAUUGAGAUAUGUUAAAGGCACUAUUGGUUAUGGAGUCAAAUUUGAUAAAUGUCAAGAAUUCAAGUUGUAUGGAUUCUUUGAUACUGAUUGGGCUAGAUCCAUUGAUGAUAUGAAGAGCACUUCAGGAUACUGUUUCAGCCUAGGCUCAGGAGUAUUCUCAUGGUGCACAAAGAAACAAGAGAUUGUAGCACAAUCCACCGCUGAGGCUGAAUUUAUAGCAGCAAUAGCCACUGUAAAUCAAGCUUUAUGGUUGAAGAAGGUUUUAUGUGAUUUAUCUUUGCAGCGGAAGAACAAAACAAAAAUUUUUGUUGACAACCAGGCUGCAAUUGCUAUUGCAAACAAUCCAGUAUGUCACGGGAAGACUAAACAUUUCAACAUCAAGCUCUAUUUUUUGAGAGAGAUGCAGCAAAGUGGAGAAGUAAACUUAGUUUAA